Messenger RNA from Solanum tuberosum (potato), 1146 nucleotides. RefSeq lists its product as uncharacterized. The transcript has a single exon. NCBI's taxonomy places the organism in Eukaryota, Viridiplantae, Streptophyta, Magnoliopsida, Solanales, Solanaceae. Gene Ontology annotation, molecular function: protein binding. The record is from RefSeq and is a predicted model, not a curated record. The coding region runs from base 1 to 1146 and encodes 381 amino acids.
AUGAAAAAGGAAAUUUGGUUUCCAAGCAGUGACAUGCUAUAUGAAGUACUACCGAAAUUGUCUACUAAGGAUUUGCUGAAAUUGAAGUGUGUAUCAAAGGGAUGGCAAUGUCUUAUGUCUGACCGUAGUUUCAUCCAAGGACAGUUGAAAAAGAUGGAACCUCUCACGGGUUUCUUCUAUCAGGGUAGGUACCAGUGGUGUGAUGAAGAUUAUGACUGGAUCAGCUUCAUACCUAUAGAAAGAGUUACCACGGAAGUCCAUAUUGAUGUUCUUGAUUUCCUCCCAGAACGUAUUGUCAUCCAGGAUUCAAGUUAUGGACUAAUCUGUUGUCGAAGUAGCUUUCCUUGUGAUGUUCCUGUAAUCUACAUCUGUAACCCGCUGAAUAAGGAGUGGAAAGAACUUCAGUGGCCAAAUCCUUCCAGAGAAAGCUGCAUAACCUUGGUUUUUGAUCCAUUCAAGAACCCGAUUGAUGCAUUCACAAGUUUUAAGGUUGUGAUAGUUAGCCAAAAUGAAACCAGCACAGAAGGAGAUGGAUGUUUCUCUUUUAACAUUUAUUCAUCAGAAACAGGAGAAUGGAGAAUAUCCGGAGAGAUUUGUCUUUGCAAUCACAACAUGCAGAAAAAGGGAUGCAUCUGUGUAACAGGGAUUCUGUAUUGGCUUACUGAUGGAGACGAAAUCCUUAUGUUUGAUCCAGAAAAUGAGAUAUCUUGGUUGAUAAUGGUACCACUUCCCACCAACCAGUUCAAUUUAACACCCGAGAUGUGCAUGGGAGAAGCUGAAGGGAAGCUACAUUAUGUGUUAAUAUCUGAGCACGGACUUCAAUUGUGGGUGCUGAAGGAUCAUUUUACUUCUCAAUGGGAUCUUACUUUUACGAUCUCUUUGGAAUUGCUGGAAAAAGAAAACAACAAGUAUCUAUUCAAGAUAGCUGAAAAGUUGGCAAGAGACUACAAUUCAGGGUAUCCUUGGAUCGGGACUCUAGCUUUCAAGGACAACAUCUUGCUUAUGAGGGUUGCAGCUGAUAUCUACUUGUAUCAGUUUGAGACGAAGAAGAUGCGACACCUCUGCAGCCUUUCUGCUCUUGCACCAAAGCCUUUCUUUUGUGCUACUGUGGUUCCAUAUACAACGAGCUUAGUUCCACUUGCUUAG